Molecule: messenger RNA, 543 nt
Organism: Esox lucius (northern pike)
Lineage: Eukaryota; Metazoa; Chordata; Actinopteri; Esociformes; Esocidae
Gene: rps27.1
Product: ribosomal protein S27, isoform 1
Exons: 4
Coding region: 96-350 (84 amino acids)
Biological process (GO): ribosomal small subunit assembly; translation
Cellular component (GO): ribosome; cytosolic small ribosomal subunit
Molecular function (GO): structural constituent of ribosome; RNA binding
Source: RefSeq, a predicted model, not a curated record
CACUCACUUCCUGCCAGUACACAAAAGCAGCGUCAAUAUGAACCCCAUGUUUCCGGUAAUGCGUCCUUUUCGGCAGCGGCUAUUUCCUCGCCAACAUGCCUCUCGCAAAAGACUUGUUGCACCCAUCCCCUGAGGACGAGAAGAGGAACCACAAGAAGAAGCGUCUUGUCCAGAGCCCCAACUCAUACUUCAUGGAUGUUAAGUGCCCAGGAUGCUACAAGAUCACAACGGUGUUCAGCCACGCCCAGACGGUCGUACUGUGUGUGGGUUGCUCCACAGUUCUGUGUCAGCCCACUGGAGGCAAAGCACGUCUCACAGAGGGAUGCUCGUUCAGGAGGAAGCAGCAUUAGUUGUUCUCCUGAUGCUCCCAGUGUAAGAGGGAGGAGUUGAACCGGUUGAUUUCAGAGACACCAGCCUCAAAACAGCAGUGACUGCAUCCAAGAAUCAAGUGGGCCCAGUUCUCACAACUCUUGAAUGUGAUUCCUUCUCUGUAACUGGACUCUCCAACACUGUGUCCCUCAAUAAAAUAUUGUUUUGGCUAAA